Messenger RNA from Anisakis simplex (herring worm), 396 nucleotides. Lineage: Eukaryota; Metazoa; Nematoda; Chromadorea; Rhabditida; Anisakidae. The record is from the annotation of a GenBank genome assembly.
AUGCAAACGGGUGAGUGUGAUUCAUUCACGUCAACUUGGGCAAUUCAUUUGCCCGGUCCUUGGGCAGUUUAUCUGCCUUGCCCUACCCUACCCACGCAACAAGUGUUUCCCAAGAAAUUGAUCCCAGCGAUAUCGAAGAGGCGAGGCGAUAUGCGGCCACACAGCGUCAUCACUACUCAGCAGUCCACAUGUGGCGCACCAAUAGGUGACCACGACGACCACCGAAUGGAAACAGCAUGGAAACUUCCCGAAAAUUCCCGAAAACCGGCAAACCCAUUUCGGGAAAUCGCUUUCCCGCUAAACUCCCCGUCUCUUCGGGAAUCUUCGGCUCGGCUCGGGCCAUCAUCGCAUCGGGAAAAUGGGGAAACUGCUGUGACUGAUCGACUGAUUGAAUGA